This is a messenger RNA of Phalacrocorax carbo (great cormorant), 4665 nucleotides long. NCBI's taxonomy places the organism in Eukaryota, Metazoa, Chordata, Aves, Suliformes, Phalacrocoracidae. The record is from RefSeq and is a predicted model, not a curated record.
CGCCAGUCCAGCCUCUGGCCCUGCCUCCUGGACGGACCUUGGACCGAUGUAGCCUUGUCUCUAACCCUGUCUCUGGCCUCAUCUGCGGCUGCUCCUGGCUGGGCUCCCUGGGUGGACCCUGGACCCGAUUCAUCUCCUCCACCCAUGUGGGGCAUUGUCAGCGGACUCUGCCUUGCCCGCCUUGUUCGGGUCCGUUGGGACUGUACACCGGUCCCUGAGAGGGCCGCCUGCGCUGCGGUCACCCUGGGCUCCUGGCUCAUGCCCUUGAAGAGGAUUCCUGCUCUCGCAGUUCCAGAUAAGAAUUUUUGCCUUUAGGCAGCAGAAAUGGAAAAGCUCUGUCUCCACACAAGCAAAAAUGCCUCCUUGUGAUUUUGUACCUGAAAAAUAUGAAUCCUAUCCAUAUGAACGUAUGAAGAAGAUCCGUGAACAAAAUGUUUCUCCUUCACUGCGAAUGUAUUACAAGAAGCCCUUGCUGCUGCACCAAGGACAUAUGCAGUGGUUGUUUGAUUAUAAAGGACAAAGAUACCUUGAUCUCUUUGCUGGAAUCGUCACUGUCAGUGUUGGUCACUGUCACCCGAAGGUGACUAUGGCUACCCAGAAACAGCUUGCUCGCCUGUGGCAUACCACUAAUAUCUACAUGCACCCGUCAAUCCAAGAGUACGCUGAAAAGCUGACUUCUCUUCUUCCAGAUCCACUUAAGGUGGUUUAUCUAACCAACAGUGGGUCAGAAGCCAACGAUUUGGCUAUGUUCAUGGCAAGGCUAUAUACUCGGAACUUUGACAUCAUCUCUUUCAGAGGAGCGUACCAUGGAGGCAGCCCUUACGCACUAGGAUUGACAUCUAUUGGUCUUUAUAAGCAUGGUGUUGCCAAUGGCUUUGGCUGUUCAACAACAAUGUUACCAGAUGUUUUUCGUGGUCCGUGGGGAGGCAGCUAUUGUAGAGAUUCUCCAGUGCAAACUGUUCGAAAAUGCAGCUGUUUGGAAGGUGUAUGUCAUGCAAAUGACCAGUACGUUGAACAGUUCAAAGAUACUCUGAAUACCUCGGUGCCAAAGACAUUAGCUGGAUUUAUCGCUGAGCCAAUUCAAGGUGUUAAUGGAGCUGUUCAGUACCCAAGAAGUUUCUUAAAGGAAGCUUAUCGGCUAGUACGGGAAAGAGGGGGCGUUUGCAUUUCAGAUGAAGUACAGACAGGAUUUGGACGGACGGGGAGCCAUUUCUGGGGAUUUCAAACACAUGAUAUAGUCCCGGACAUUGUUACUUUGGCAAAAGGAAUUGGAAAUGGCUUUCCAAUGGCAGCUGUUGUUACAACAAAAGAGAUUGCAAGUUCCUUGGCUCAAAACCUUCAUUUUAACACAUUUGGAGGAAGCCCUUUGGCUUGCGUAGUUGGAGCUGCAGUUCUUGAUGCUAUUGAAGAAGAUGGUCUACAAAAAAACAGUGAGGAUGUGGGAACAUACAUGCUACUGGAGUUGGCUAAACUGCGGGAUAAAUUCGAGAUUGUUGGAGAUGUCCGUGGCAAGGGACUUAUGAUUGGAGUAGAAAUGGUAACAGAUAAGGACAGUCGCCACCCUCUUCCAGCUGAAGAAAUCAAUCAGAUCUGGGAGGACUGUAAAGACAUGGGGGUUUUGAUUGGCAGAGGAGGACUUUACAGUCAGACAUUUAGGAUUAAACCUCCUAUGUGCAUUACUAAAAAGGAUGUCGACUUUGCUGUGGAAGUAUUUCAUUCUGCUUUACAGAGACACAUGGAAAGAGCAGCUGCAAAAUAAGUUGAUUUGUUUCCUUACAUUAGAUACACACAGAACCCCUCCUACUUGCCACCCAGACUCUGCACUAAUUACACUGGGUAGGAAAAUCAGAGGCUAAAGAUGAAAUGCUUGUUCAGUAUCAUAAAAGCAGUCUGACAGAUCCAGUGUCUAAUAAGGAAUAUGCUCUAAUCUGUUUUGUAGACAUACAGUUCAGUUCUCCCAUGGUGUUGUGUAUUAGCUGCACACUUAUUCUAGUAUUAGCAUAAAUACACCCUGACUGGAUUAAUGUCUGUCUGCAUCUUCAUCUGAUACCCAAUUCAUCUUUCAUCUAUGAACAUCAUAACAAAAUUGGUAAUUUUUAGAAAGAGGGUAGCAAAUUAAUAAAGUUGUUUUGGGGAAGUACAUACUGUGUGGAGUUUGUAGCAUCCGUAGUCCCCUUGGGGGUGGUUCUGGCACUGCCAUGGAGUGCCUCCUGCUGCUCCAGCUGUGUCCCUUUGUACCACAGCAUUGACAGAUGGGUCUUAAAUAUGUUUUCACAGAAGCACCACAUGCUCCUGAAUGGCUGAGCGAUGGUGUGCUGUGGGUCUGGUGCAGAGCUGGCUGGGACCAAUGAUCCCUGACUGCCUUCCACAGCAGUCACCACAGCUGCAACCCCACCCCUGCUACCAAACCUUGCCAUUUAUACACAAAACAUACGAGCAUUUGUAAAACACACAAGUGAUAAAACCAAAUACUUUAUUUAAAUAAGAAAAAAAAUUAAGCCAAGAAGUAAUACUGCAGGGUUAAGUCUGUGAGAUUUUACUUGCAUAAACCUAGUUAAUCUCUGGCUGAGAAGGACCCUGAGCAGAACAUAACUGGAGGUUUUGAACAGAGUUAAAACCCUUUCUCCUUAUUAGAAGGAUAUACUGUAAUUAAAGCAUGAAAAAAACUGUGCCCACAGAGUUGAAAAGUUUCUGACUACAGUAAUUAUUUUUAUCAUGGAGCUCUAAUAUCAGUCUCCCCAAAAUGUGCUUUUUCUUUUCCUCCUGCUGCUUUUGGGAUUGCAUGGCUCACCUAUUAGUCACAGAGUGGUAGGGGUUGGAAGAGACCUCUGGAGAUAAUCUCAUCCAACUCCCCUGCUUGAGCAGGCACACCCAGAGCAGGGGGCACAGGAACGCAUCCAGGCAGGGUUUGAAUGUCUCCAGGGAAGGGACUCCACAACCUCCCCGGGCAGCCUGUGCCACUGCUCUGGCACCCGCACAGGAAUGGAGCUUCUUCUCAUGUUUAACUGGAACUUCCUGUGUUCCAACUGGUGCCCAUUGCCCCUGGUCCUGUUGUUGGGCACCACUGAGAAGGGUCCAGUCCCAUUGCCCUGACACCCUCCUUUCAGGUAUUUAUAAGCAUUGAUAAGAUCCCCCUCAGUCUUCUCAUUUAGCAAAGAUGCAAACUCUAGCUGGUGAAAUAAGAUGCCAUGUUUCUUUGUUAAAUAAUAAGUUUUUUAGAUGGUUUAGUUCAUUACCUCCUUCAGUUUCCAACAGCCUGCAAGAGCUGCACAUUUGUCAUUUUACUUUCAUUCUAAUUUUAACAUUUGAAAAAAUUCCUUGACCCAGUAAAGGUACUGUGUCAACUUGUCACACAAAACAGCAGGAUGCUUUCAUUCCUCCACGAGUUGAAACUUUAUAGAGGAACCUAGGGAACACAGUAUCAGUGCUUCUGGAAAAUUAUACUCUAGGGGUCUCCUAAACAAAAAAACUACAGCCCUUGCUGAGCACUGCCUUCUCCAGCUGCAUUGACAAUUCCUGUGUAGAAUCCACUUGCACUCCAAAAUCAGGUGUUUUUAAAACUUUUUUUUUUAAGUGGUACUCAAGAUCAGGUAGAUUAUGCGUUCAAACAGAGGUGCAAUACCAAUUCCCACAAUGCUUUUCAUUAAAAGUCAGAAGAAAUUAUGUCACUCAUUUAUUUCUCCCUUCACUUAUUUCAGUAAGGCUUUUCCACAGCACUUUUGUCCAACAUCUGGCAUGCAGGUAGAUGUACAAAACUAACAGGAAUUGUCAAAACUGAUUUGUCAUUUUACUUUUGUCAUUUUACUCUUUCCCUUCUGUCUCCUGUUUAAUGUAAUUAAUUACUUUGAAACGGCCCUUGGGGAUGGCAGAAAAGGCUGUGUUUUCCAUGUCUUAGUGAUUAUUCAUCUUUGAUAGACUAUCAAAGCAGCACAGGUCCCUCUACUGGCUACACUCACACUGAGCCAAGCCCUCUCAAAAGCAAAGUAGCAACACAAGUUUCAAAAUAAUAAAUUAUCUCCUCUGUGUAGGUACUAUAUCCAUGCAAGUUUCAACAGGAAUGCAAGGUGAGUAGCUUUGAAUUACUAUUUCCCCACCCGUAACGUCAAAGCUGUGGAGAUGGUAUGUCAAAUCCAGUCAUUAAAGAAAGGCUGAUAAAACCAAAACAAAGCACAGGUCCGUUCACAAGAUAAUUUUCCUUUUGUUGCAUCUUUUUUCCCAAAAUUAGGACUUGCCUUCUCUAUUUAACUCCAAACACAGGGAGUGUGUACCUUUCAGUUUUGGGAAGGUUUUCAACGUAUGCUUCUGAAGACUGUCACCAUAACAAAGUUCUAUCUGUUUUUACGUUUCUCUCUUUUGCUUCUGGUGUUCACAGCUCCAUUUACAACUGGUGCUUGUGUUGCUUUUGCGUGUCCUGUGGCUUUUAGGUGUUCAAACAGUUUAUUCCGGGAUGGAAACACACAGUUGCAAGUUACACAGUGGAUGGGAACUUCAUUCUGCAAUGAGGGAAAACCCAAAAUGCUUCAUAUUCAUAUGGAAUAUGUAAUAAAUGUAAUCCACUGAUUCGUUGCAUGCAGUUUCUCUUAGGCAAUGAAAUGUAAAUAAGCUGUUUGUUUCUAUCACAGAUAUUCCAUUACUGAUUAAAAUUUCAAGAUGUUGUCUUUCUGA